AUGCGUACUGUCAGUGAUACUGCCGGGACUAAAACGACUGUUCAACCCGCGACUGGGGGCAGUGGGUUGAGGGGUAGCGUUGGGGAUAGUCAUGUUGAUGAGUGUGCUGUUGCCGCUCAUGUCGGGCCGAGGAGCAUUCAUCAUGGUAUUGUUUAUCCGGUCAACAGCCGGGUCAAUUUUGCUGAUAGCAACAAUAACCAUGAUCAUCAUAGGAAUCUUGAGAGUCAGGAGCAGGGGCAUAAUGCUGAUGAUGCUUGGACAAAGUGGCAAUUGCACACGCCUACUGGCGACAACGACUGUGAAAAGGGAUUCGAGACCCAGAUAUUGGACUCCAGAGCCUCUGACGAGCAUCAGAGGCCAACGGUGUUAGCUUGCCCUGAACGUGGCUCAACAACCACUGCAAUCACGACGACCUCCACGACGACCACGGGCACUGCCUUCACGGUCGCAUCAAGUAUGCUUCUGCUGCAGACACAGAGCCCAUUCGGAUGUAGCAGUUUUGCGGACCUCCUAAGUGCCCCUUACACAGAUCCCACGGAUGCAGCGAAUCUGCCCGAGGAGCUCGACCCCUUCCCCGAGCUACAGCUUGGAAAUCCCCAGAACGUUUCCGAAGACGUCCCCAUGCAUCAGCAGAUGCAACAUCACAGGCCGUUACCUGGCGAUGUCCAUACAGACUCACUCAGUCCUACCCCCUUGCCGAGCUUUCAAGAGACCUACACAGUUCAUCAGCGUUAUACUCGUCAAGAACUACAGAGUCUUGGUAUAAAAAUGGACGACGAGUGUUUCGAUGCACUGCAGUACGCCUGCAACGAUCCAACCUACACCGGUGAAUUCUCCACGACUGUACCAUAUCACCACCCCCAACAGCAUCAUUACCACCAUCAUCAACGUCACGAGCAUCAUCAUAACAUACCAACAACGCUGACGCCCCCGCCAGCCUCAGCUAAUCUACCCGGUUCACCACCCCCAGCUUCUUCACCACCACAACCACCUCCUCCACCGCCACCACCACCACCUGGCUAUUUCUCGACAAUAUCGACGUCCAAUCCUGCUGUUACGUUACCACAGAGCACGGUACUUCAUCAACGGGACAUGUACUCGAGUGUACCAAUGGCAACUGCCUAUGGGCAGCCACCAAGUCUCGUGGGUCCACAAUCUGCUCCAAGUCUCGGGAGUAACAAUGUCAUACGGUCACGGGCACCAAUGCUGCAGAGAUCUGAUUCUACUAGCAGUGGCAGCAAUCAGGAAUCUCCGAAGCCUCGAAGGAGCGGCUCGAGUGGAAAUCUCACUUCCAUACCGUCCCCGGGAGGCACUGAUCGCGCUCCGCAAAGUCCCAGUCAACUCUGCGCUGUUUGCGGAGAUACCGCUGCCUGUCAACACUACGGUGUGAGGACCUGUGAAGGGUGCAAGGGCUUCUUCAAGAGGACAGUGCAGAAGGGCUCCAAAUACGUCUGCCUAGCUGAGAGAGCUUGUCCUGUGGAUAAACGACGGCGCAAUCGAUGCCAAUUUUGUCGAUUCCAAAAGUGUCUCAAAGUCGGCAUGGUUAAAGAGGUCGUCCGAACAGAUUCGCUAAAAGGUCGUCGAGGUAGACUACCGUCCAAGCCAAAAUCCCCCCAAGAAUCUCCACCAAGUCCGCCCAUAUCCCUGAUAACUGCCUUAGUCCGAGCGCACGUUGACACAACCCCUGACUUAGCAAAUCUGGACUACUCUCAGUACCGCGAGCCCGGGCUCAACGAUGUACCCGUCACCGAGGCGGAAAAAAUUCAACAAUUUUACAAUCUCCUGAUGACUUCAGUCGAUGUGAUCCGUAAUUUUGCGGAUAAAAUUCCUGGCUUCACUGAUCUGACUAAGGAGGAUCAAGAAUUACUCUUCCAAUCAGCGAGUCUCGAGCUCUUUGUACUGAGGCUGGCUUAUCGUACCAGAGCCGAUGAUGCACGAUUAACCUUCUGCAAUGGAGUUGUACUGACCCGUGCUCAGUGUCAAAGAAGCUUUGGGGAUUGGUUGCACGGAAUUCUGGAAUUCUGUCAGGCACUUCAUACCCUCGAUGUGGACAUCAGUGCAUUUGCCUGUCUCUGUGCUAUCACUCUCAUAACAGUGAGGCAUGGUCUGAAAGAGCCCCACCGUGUUGAGCAGCUGCAGUCGAAAAUAAUAUCAUCCCUCCGCGACCACGUGACCUACAAUGCCGAGGCCCAGCGAAAGACAAACUAUUUAUCACGACUCCUCGGUAAAUUACCAGAACUCAGAAGUCUAUCUAUCCAGGGUCAUCAGCGAAUAUUCUACCUGAAAGUUGAGGAUCUUGUACCUGCGCCGCCCCUCAUCGAGACUAUGUUUGUCGGUACUUUGCCAUUUUAAAAUGGAUCCAUAAUGAAUUUAAUGUAAUUAUCACCCGCCAUUUUGAUUUAUUUUCAUCCAACCGAGACCUCGAAAGCGUUAGCAUUCGCACAGAUCUUUCUUUCUUGAAUAAAGGACACAUUUUCCAAGACAUGAAAUGUUUUCAUUGGAAAGGCGAAGAAAUUGGAAGAAAUUAUUUUUUAAUUCUCUUGCCUUUUCAAUGACACCAUUUGCAAUUUUUCCAGUGAAAUGUCCUCGAAUUAAAAAACUUGUUCUUGAAUUAAGAGCGAUGUUAAAAAUUCUGUAAUAAUGUUCUCAAUUUAAGCAACAGAACUGUUCAUCUGACGAAAUUCUCCCUAAUUCAAGAAAAAAAAUUCUCUGAGCACUAAUGAAUGAAGAUGAUGAAAAAAUCAAUAUCGUGGGGACUCUUUCAACAUAUCAGGACAGAACGAAGGGAGUCUAAAGGUUACCUCAAAGAUGAAUUUCAUUUCCCUUUGAUGUUUAUAAACUACUCACAACGAGGCACGUUUUUAUUGCCACUAAAUGAUUAACAAAAUGAUAAUUAUUCGUGAAAUUUCGCGAACCCUUCGUACCAGUCCUCAUAUUUACAUAUAUGUGAUUUUAGUAUUUUAAGAGAAAUAAAAUUAAACGACGUCGUACUCGAAAGUGAUGUGCACUCCAGGGUUAAUGAUUAUUAGAUAGUUUUUAAAGGAUAAAAGAAAGAGAAUGAAUUACUAUGAUAUGAUUUAGUCGAUUUGAACUAUUUUAAAGUAAUUGUAUAAAGACAUACCUUGAUAGUAAGAAAAUACGUAAAUUUUCAUUUUUAUUAUUAGCGACGACGAUGCCGUGGCAUAAAGUUACCUAUUACGUUACGACAAAUUAAUUUUAAUCAAACUAACUUAGAAAAUGAAAAUGA
This is a messenger RNA of Diachasma alloeum, 3247 nucleotides long. It is a transcript of the gene Hr38, whose product is annotated as nuclear receptor subfamily 4 group A member 2. Gene Ontology annotation, biological process: cellular response to corticotropin-releasing hormone stimulus; regulation of transcription by RNA polymerase II. The coding region runs from base 1 to 2352 and encodes 783 amino acids. Gene Ontology annotation, cellular component: transcription regulator complex; nucleus. Gene Ontology annotation, molecular function: RNA polymerase II cis-regulatory region sequence-specific DNA binding; nuclear glucocorticoid receptor binding; zinc ion binding. The transcript has 8 exons. Lineage: Eukaryota; Metazoa; Arthropoda; Insecta; Hymenoptera; Braconidae. The record is from RefSeq and is a predicted model, not a curated record.